Molecule: messenger RNA, 870 nt
Organism: Venustampulla echinocandica
Lineage: Eukaryota; Fungi; Ascomycota; Leotiomycetes; Helotiales; Pleuroascaceae
Product: Eukaryotic translation initiation factor 3 subunit G
Exons: 4
Coding region: 1-870 (289 amino acids)
Cellular component (GO): eukaryotic translation initiation factor 3 complex; cytoplasm
Molecular function (GO): RNA binding; translation initiation factor activity
Source: RefSeq, a predicted model, not a curated record
AUGUCGAAAGUUGCAAACCGCCCCGACUGGGCAGAUGACGAGGACCUCGAUGACUCCGUUGACGCGCUCCCCCCCCAAACUACGACUACCAACAAAGAUGGCACCAAGACGAUCGUAUUAUGGAGUUUCAACGAGGACGGAAAGAAGGUUAAGACUACCCGUCGGAUACGCUUUACCACACACAAAGAGGUUGUGAAUCCCCGGGUUGCAGAGCGUAAGACCUGGGAUAAGUUUGGUCUGUCUGCUAAGGACGGAAAGGGACCUGCUGCUGACACCACAACCGUUGGCGAAAACAUCAUAUUCAGACCCAGCACGAACUGGCGAAAGGAUGCCAAGGAGGAAAAGCCCGAAGUUGGAAGCAUCAAGGACCAACUGAAGAACAAGACAGUCAAGUGCCGUAUCUGUAGCGGAGAGCAUUUCACGUCAAGAUGUCCCUUCAAGGAUACCAUGGCACCAGUAGGAGAGGAGGGCGCAGCAGAUGUGGCUGGCGGAGCAGCAGAUGGCCCUGAACAACCUGGAGGCCUCGGAGCAGGAAAGAGUUCAUACGUACCACCACAUAUGCGUGGCGCUGCUGCUGGCGCUGGCGACCGAAUGGGAGGUGGCAAAUAUGAGAGAGAUGAUUUGGCAACGCUGCGUGUUACAAAUGUUUCGGAGAUGGCAGAAGAACAGGAAUUGCGGGAUAUGUUCGAACGCUUUGGCCGUGUCACAAGAGUCUUCCUUGCGAAGGAUAGAGAGACUGGUAUGGCGAAGGGCUUUGCGUUCAUCAGUUUCGCGGAGAGGACAGAUGCUGCGAAGGCGUGCGAGAAAAUGGAUGGUUAUGGAUUCAAGCAUCUGAUUUUGAGAGUCGAAUUUGCGAAGAAGGCUGCUUGA